AAAGGCAUUUCAUAAUUCAAUGUCAAUGUCUACAAUAUAAGAUAAACAUUGUUGUCAUCUUAAAACAUUAUCCGGAAUGGUAGUUAAAUUCCCCACUUGAGAUUAGACACCAUUGUCUCCGUCAUUUGAAAGCUUGAAACAUCACACAACAAAGCAGACUUGGAGAAACUUGGCGGUGGAAACUGUUUUUAAUUGGUAUGGCCUCUGCUAACACGGAAAGGCCUCAGAGUGGCAGCAAUGGAAACCUUGUAGACGAUCUUGAGAGCGCAUUUCAGGGUUGUGUGAGUUUAUUAACUAGUCAAGAAUAUUUCAACGUUACUGAUUCAGAAGAAACAAAAGCAGGAGUUGAACAGUCACUACAGAAGUUUUUAGACCUUGCUAGACAAACAGAAGCAUUUUUCCUUCACAAGAGAUUAGUUCUUUCUAAGACACGGCCUGAACAAGACAUUAAAGAUAGUACAGAUGAACUGAAAGCAGAACUUGAGAGGAAGGAUCAGUUGGUGAAACGACACCAAGAGAGAUUACAGAAAUGGCAGAGUCUGUUAAACAGUGUAGCAAGGGGACCUGGAGGGGGCGUGCCGGCACAUGGCUCACAGACAAUGACCUUAGGGCCUCCAGGUCAGGUCCCUACUGCUAUGCCACACCCCCAUGGCCAAACUAUGCCCAAUCCAGCACAGAUGAAUAUGCCAGGUCAGGGAUAUAAUGUAAACCAACCCCAGGGGUCAACACAGAUACAGGGGCAAAAUCCACAGAUGAUGAUGCAGCGUCCUGCUCCAGGGCACCAAGGCAUGGCACAUAACCCUCCACCAGCCUACCCUCAGGGCCCCCUGGCCUAUCUCGAACAAACCAUGUCUGCCAUAGGUAUGCCAGAGAGACGGUGAUUUUUAUUUCUCAUGUUAUUUGUAAAUAUACUCAUUAAAAA
Molecule: messenger RNA, 922 nt
Organism: Ylistrum balloti
Lineage: Eukaryota; Metazoa; Mollusca; Bivalvia; Pectinida; Pectinidae
Product: mediator of RNA polymerase II transcription subunit 28-like
Exons: 4
Coding region: 198-881 (227 amino acids)
Cellular component (GO): mediator complex
Source: RefSeq, a predicted model, not a curated record